ACACUUGGCAUGCCAAAGUGGCUUACUGCAGUAACCUCGUGGGUCUGUGAGGCGUGGCACCGCCCACGUGGCUCUGCCCUCCCUACAGUAUCUAGGCAUCGGAUGGGGCAGGUUUGUCUGGAGCGUGAGGAAGAGGCUGCCUGUGUCAUUAUGUGUGCGUCGGUCAAAUACAAUAUCCGGGGUCCUGCCCUCAUCCCAAGAAUGAAGAGCAAACACCGAAUCUACUACAUCACCCUCUUCUCCAUUGUCCUCCUGGGCCUCAUUGCCACUGGCAUGUUCCAGUUCUGGCCGCAUUCCAUCGAGUCCUCCAGCGACUGGAGCGUGGAGAAGCGCAGCGUCCGGGACGUGCCGGUGGUCAGGCUGCCCGCCGACAGCCCCAUCCCCGAGCGGGGCGAUCUCAGCUGCAGGAUGCACACGUGCUUUGACGUCUACCGCUGUGGCUUCAACCCAAAGAACAAAAUCAAGGUGUACAUCUACUCUCUGAAGAAGUACGUGGAUGACUUUGGUGUCCCAGUCAGCAACACCAUCUCCCGGGAGUAUAACGAACUGCUCACGGCCAUCUCUGACAGUGACUACUACACCGAUGACAUCAGCCGCGCCUGCCUGUUCGUCCCGUCCAUCGACGUACUUAACCAGAACACGAUCCGCAUUAAGGAGACAGCACAAGCCUUGGCCCAGCUCUCUAGGUGGGAUCGAGGUACAAACCACCUGCUGUUCAACAUGUUGCCUGGAGGUCCCCCCGAUUAUAACACAGCGCUGGAUGUCCCCAGAGACAGGGCUCUAUUGGCUGGUGGUGGCUUUUCUACAUGGACUUACCGGCAAGGCUACGAUGUCAGCAUUCCCGUCUACAGUCCGCUGUCAGCUGAGGUGGAGCUUCCAGAGAAAGGACCGGGUCCCCGGCGGUACUUCCUCCUGUCCUCUCAGAUGGCUGUCCACCCCGAGUACAGAGAAGACCUGGAGGCCCUCCAAGCCAGACACGGGGAGGCGGUGUUAGUCCUGGAUAAGUGCACCAACCUCUCAGAGGGCGUCCUCUCCGUCCGUAGGCGCUGCCACAAGCACCAGGUCUUCGAUUACCCCCAGGUGCUGCAGGAGGCCACUUUCUGUGUGGUCCUUCGAGGUGCUCGGCUGGGCCAGGCGGUACUGAGUGACGUUUUACGCGCCGGCUGUGUCCCUGUUGUCAUUGCAGACUCUUACGUUUUGCCUUUCUCGGAAGUUCUUGACUGGAAGAGAGCAUCUGUGGUUGUGCCAGAAGAAAAGAUGUCAGAAGCGUACAGUAUUUUGCAGAGCAUCCCCCAAAGACAGAUUGAAGAAAUGCAGCGGCAGGCACGGUGGUUCUGGGAAGCGUACUUCCAGUCAAUUAAAGCCAUUGCCCUGGCCACUCUGCAGAUCAUCAAUGACCGCAUAUAUCCAUAUGCUGCCCUCUCCUAUGAAGAAUGGAAUGACCCCCCCACUGUGAAGCGGGGCAGUGUGAGCAACCCACUCUUCCUCCCACUGAUUCCACCACAGUCCCAAGGUUUUACCGCCAUCGUCCUCACCUACGACCGAGUGGAGAGCCUCUUCCGGGUCAUCACUGAAGUGUCCAAGGUGCCCAGUCUGUCCAAGCUGCUCGUUGUCUGGAAUAAUCAGAAUAAAAAUCCCCCGGAAGACUCUCUCUGGCCCAAAAUCCGGGUUCCAUUGAAAGUUGUGAGGACUGCUGAAAACAAAUUGAGUAACCGAUUCUUCCCUUACGACGAAAUCGAGACAGAGGCUGUCCUGGCUAUCGACGAUGAUAUCAUCAUGCUGACCUCUGAUGAGCUGCAGUUUGGUUAUGAGGUGUGGCGGGAAUUUCCUGACCGGUUGGUGGGUUACCCAGGUCGUCUGCAUCUCUGGGACCAUGAGAUGAAUAAGUGGAAGUAUGAGUCGGAGUGGACCAACGAGGUAUCCAUGGUGCUCACGGGGGCAGCGUUUUAUCACAAGUAUUUUAAUUACCUGUAUACCUACAAAAUGCCUGGGGAUAUCAAGAACUGGGUGGAUGCUCAUAUGAACUGCGAAGACAUUGCCAUGAACUUCCUGGUAGCUAACGUCACGGGAAAAGCUGUCAUCAAGGUAACACCGCGAAAGAAAUUCAAGUGUCCUGAGUGCACAGCCAUUGACGGGCUUUCGCUAGACCAGACGCACAUGGUGGAGAGACACUUCCAGCACUUCAGAGGUAGACAUUGGUGGUUCUCAGCCUGUCUGUACUGGAUUAUAAAACCAACCCAGGGGAGCAUUGACUGACAAGGUGGCUGGACCUCUGACAGAACAACGCAAGCCACCUACCAGCCACCACCAGACUCACCGUCUGCCCCAACCUGUUCCCCAACCCAGAUGCUCUGUGUGAAAAGAAGGUAGACAACCCUGUCAGUACCUGGCCGGAGAGUUAAGGACCUUCACCACUCAGAGUAGCCGGCGGCUUCUCCGGUGCAGGCUGCAUGGGGAGAAAGAAGCACUCACUAGGCCUGGGUCAGCCAGGGGCAGCCGUCAACAAGCCAGCUGGCCCGAGCCCCAGUGGCCUCCUGCCUGUGGCCCGGCCCUGUUGGCAGAUCUGUUUACAGAGGAGACAUUGUGCUCAGUCUUCUCCAGCGGGCCAGGGAGCCGCUAUCCUCUGCCAAGAACCAUGGCUCUUCUUUAAUACAUACCCACCGGUACCUGUGUUGUGUGUUGGGCCCUGCUGGGCUUUGCUGGCCAGAGUCUACGGGCAUAAUGACUGGAAACUGGAAGAAUCUGUACAUGUUUGUAGGCAGAACAGCUGCCAAAAGUAAGACCUCGGAGAGACUAACUUGGUCUGCACUGCCCUGACCCUGUACCUCGAGGAGAGGGCGGCCGUUGUGCUUCCUCGGCAGCACUUUGUCGACACGCCUCGGUCUUUUCCCGGGUCCCCUCUCAGUUUGGAACCUCAGCCGCCACCCCCCGAGUCUCACAGGAGUGGUGGCAGGAGGGAAAGUCAUUGCCUCUGCGUUUUGGUAGGGUGAGGGAAAGUACAGAGGCUCUCUUGCCAGUGCAGGCCUGGGCUGCACACCCAGCUCUAGCACUUUCCAGCUCUGGGGCUCAGGCCUCAGCUUUAACUUGUCGGCCCAUAACAGGAAGCUGCUGUAAACCAGCCGUUGGGCAUGUCAAGGGGGAUACUUUAAGGAAUCGAUGAAAUCGUGUUUGUAAAUUAUCUGGCACAUCAUAGGAGCGCAAAAGUCGUUAAUUUCCAACCGCUCCACUUGGACUCUAGAAUUGUGUUCAUAAAUAAAUUUGUAUCAUCUCAUAAUUAA
Molecule: messenger RNA, 3278 nt
Organism: Leopardus geoffroyi (Geoffroy's cat)
Lineage: Eukaryota; Metazoa; Chordata; Mammalia; Carnivora; Felidae
Gene: EXT2
Product: exostosin glycosyltransferase 2
Exons: 14
Coding region: 10-2256 (748 amino acids)
Cellular component (GO): membrane
Molecular function (GO): glycosyltransferase activity
Source: RefSeq, a predicted model, not a curated record